CACAAGGAUCACAGGCACAAUGCCCGGCUAGUGCGCUAGAACAGAUAUUCGGAUACAUGCGGUCCAACGGGUUUCGAUAUGACAUAAUACCUACCUACACCCAGACUUGGUUUAUUAAGAGAGUCAGUGAGUGUGAGAACGAUAUCCUGGUCUCGCCUACAAUCCAAUUUGACAGCACAAGGCCAACAUUGCUUCAAUGUUAUUUGUGGUUGAUCAGGACGGCAGACAACGACGUUGAAUGGCAGCCGGACAGUCCCGAUGCCUACGGUUGACAACAUGCUCACAAACGAACAGCCUGAAUACAAGGCUGCGAAACGUGAUCGUGACUGGGUGCCAAGACCUGGCGGAAGCUUUAG
This is a messenger RNA of Gamsiella multidivaricata, 356 nucleotides long. RefSeq lists its product as uncharacterized. Bases 57 to 272 code for a protein of 71 amino acids. The record is from RefSeq and is a predicted model, not a curated record. NCBI's taxonomy places the organism in Eukaryota, Fungi, Mortierellomycota, Mortierellomycetes, Mortierellales, Mortierellaceae. The transcript has a single exon.